Messenger RNA from Populus trichocarpa (black cottonwood), 1977 nucleotides. Its product is annotated as transcription factor bHLH145. Bases 169 to 1266 code for a protein of 365 amino acids. Gene Ontology annotation, molecular function: protein dimerization activity. The record is from RefSeq and is a predicted model, not a curated record. NCBI's taxonomy places the organism in Eukaryota, Viridiplantae, Streptophyta, Magnoliopsida, Malpighiales, Salicaceae. The transcript is spliced from 2 exons.
GGCUGAAUAUUUCCGUCAUCUGCUUAAACCUGUCACGUAGAUUUAGUUUUCACUUUCGUUUUCAAGUUAAGCUGGAUUGUUUUAUUUUUUUCAUUAUUACUGAAAGAAGUAAGUGAACAGCCACUUCUACUACAGCAGAAAUCCUUUUCCGGUGAUUGUUGUGGUUAAAUGGGAGAAGAUUGGGGAUCUCUGUUUCCUCAGCAGCGAUUUAAUUGGCAAUCACCCAAUUCAAAUUACUUGGAUGCUUCACUUGCCUUUGGGCAGCAAAAUACUCUUCCUUUGCUUAUGGAUCCGAAUACUAACAUGGUCUUUACAAAUGGGAUCGGAUAUCCAUUUACUGAGCUACUGCCCUCACAGGCUAGCCAGGAAAAUGAACCUCGUGGAUGGUUUCAUGGUUUGCCUCACUUCCGACAGGCCUUAAUGCCUCCUUCAAACUCUGUUCAUAAAGAGAGAAGGCCUCGUUUAGACACUGUUCUCAAAGAGAAACUCCCAACUGCCCCUCAUGACAAUAAGGAGGACAACAUGCCUAAGGCAGUCUCUGGCUGUGAUCAGAAAAGAUUGCUUGUUUUUGACCAGUCAGGUGAUCAAACAACUUUGAUCUUUAGUUCUGGAGUUGGGACUCCUGUCCAGUGCUUGAAGUCUUGGAUACCAAAACCAACAGUUGGCUUUGAUUUGAAUAGGGAAAUUCCUGGGGCUAAAGGUCAAAAUUUUCAUUUAGGACCAAUCGCAAAUGAUGAAUUUGUUGAAGAUGAUGGGAUUGAUAUGCAUGAGGACACUGAAGAACUGAAUGCCUUACUUUACUCGGAUGAUGGUAGUGUUUGCUCUGAGGAUGAAGUCACCAGUACAGGUCAUUCACCUAGUACAAUGACAACUCAUGAUAGGCGAGAUUGGUUUGAUGGAAGCGCAGAAGAGGUUGCUAGUUCUAAUGGUUCAAACAAAAAGAGAAAGCUGUUUGAUGGAGGCUAUACAGAUGCUCCAUCACUCAAGGACACAGCUACUUCUGUAAAACCCACUAGAUGUUUUGGGCACGAGGAAGAUGUAGAAUCCAGGUGUGACAAUGGCACCAAUUCUUUGUCACAUGAAAUGGGUUCAGAAUCAGGCAACAAGAGGAUGAGAAAAGAGAAUAUUCGUGAGACAAUGAGCAUUCUCCAGAACCUCAUUCCAGGUGGAAAGGGCAAGGAUGCAAUUGUUGUUCUUGAAGAAGCAAUUCAAUACUUGAAGUCAUUGAAGUUCAAAGCGAAAGCUUUAGGACUUGAUGCUCCAUGAGUAUCAAUACUUGUUAUGCCAGUAAUGCUAGGUAGUACUACCUGGUAUUGUCCUAUUAUUAGUUAGAUAUUACUAGUGGUGUGUGCGGAAUAAGUAAGGUGAAAAAUUAUGUUGGGGUUGAUUUGAACAGGAGAACCAGUUCCUAGCGAAGGAGGUGAGUAAUAGUGAAAGGAGGAAAGAUUGGUGUCCAUGUCUUGUAGCCUGUCUCAAUUUCAAUGUUCAAUGACUCGAACUGCAAAUCAGCAAGCUUUGGAUUAUGAAAAAUUUGCUGCCGUCUAGAAAGAGGAAUGGAAUUGCAGCGUAAUAUGUCCCAAUAAAGGAAGGUGAAUCAUUAAGCUAUGUCUUAGGGUUUAGAGAGUAGCACUCACUCCUGGGCGUGGGGUGCUGGCUGUGAAUGAGAAGACUAGUUGUUCUAGAGGGACCCCCAUAAAGAGGAUGUAUGCACGCUUCUUGGGUGUGUCUUGGUUCCCAACUCAUUCUUCCCUUUUUGUAUUCUUAUCGAAGAUUUAUGUUUUGUGGGGUUAAUUCUUGUGAUGUGUAACAUUUGCACGAGUGAGGGAUCCUUCAUUUCACCUUGCAACUUCAUAUAGUGGCCCCAGCUCACCAUUUCAUGUAUCCUUCCAAGUAUUGUUGUAACUCAGGAUGUACUACUAUGGAUUGUAAUGGUAUUGUAAUUUGAAUGUGGAAGAACCUUUGUGGUGUUUGUUUGCA